This is a messenger RNA of Heteronotia binoei (common prickly gecko), 3454 nucleotides long. RefSeq names its product TBC1 domain family member 10A (gene TBC1D10A). Bases 156 to 1625 code for a protein of 489 amino acids. The record is from RefSeq and is a predicted model, not a curated record. The transcript is spliced from 9 exons. NCBI's taxonomy places the organism in Eukaryota, Metazoa, Chordata, Lepidosauria, Squamata, Gekkonidae.
GGCCCAGAGGAGCCGCUGCAGCCAAUGGGCGUGUCCGAAGCGCUGAGGCAGAAGCGGCCGGGCCGGAUCGGCUGAGGUGGCUCCUGGCAGGCGGUGAUGGCGCCAGGUCGGCUUCCUCCCUUUAGUUGCCGCCGCCGCUGCUGAGGGGGCCGGUCAUGGCCAAGAACCGCGGCGGCGAAGCAGCAGCAGGAGGGGUCGCUUUGGUUUCCGCGAACGGGAUGGCCGCGCCGCCGGACUCUGCCUCAGAGGCGGGCGAGAUGGACGCGAAGCUGCAGCGGGACAGUGAAUCGCGGAGCUCGGUGGGCGGCAGCAGCAGCGACGGCGGCGAGCGGCGCGUUGACAAGUUCGGCUUCCUUGUCCCUGAGGGCGACGCACCCGCCAGGGAGGCUCUGCUCGAGGAGGUGCCGCUGGAGAAGCUAAGGCAGAGGGAAUCUAAAUGGCUGGAUAUGCUGAACAACUGGGACAAGUGGAUGGCUAAGAAGCAUAAAAAGAUCCGGCUGAGAUGCCAGAAGGGGAUCCCACCAUCUUUACGGGGUCGGGCAUGGCAGUACCUCUCAGGAGCCAAAGUCAAGUUGGAACAAAAUCCUGGCAAAUUUGAUGAGCUAGAUAUGGCCCCAGGAGAUCCCAAGUGGCUGGAUGUAAUUGAACGUGAUCUCCACAGGCAGUUUCCAUUCCAUGAAAUGUUUGCUUUCCGUGGAGGCCAUGGGCAACAAGACCUGUUCCGUGUGCUGAAGGCCUACACGCUGUAUCGGCCAGAGGAGGGCUACUGCCAGGCCCAGGCUCCCGUUGCUGCAGUCUUGCUGAUGAAUAUGCCUGCAGAGCAAGCAUUCUGGUGCCUUGUCCAAAUCUGUGAGAAGUACCUUCCUGGCUACUACAGUGAGAAGUUGGAGGCUAUUCAGCUGGAUGGGGAGAUCCUCUUCUCACUGCUGCAUAGGGUCUCACCCGUGGCUUAUAAGCACCUGAGCAAGCAGAAGAUUGACCCCAUCCUGUACAUGACAGAAUGGUUCAUGUGUGCAUUCUCCAGGACCUUGCCAUGGAGCUCUGUGCUGCGCGUCUGGGAUAUGUUUUUCUGUGAAGGCGUCAAAAUCAUCUUUCGAGUGGGCCUCGUGCUGCUGAAAAAUACUCUGGGUUCUUCUGAGGAGCUCAAACCAUGUCAGGGGCAGUAUGAGACUGUGGAGCGGCUGCGGGCGCUGAAUCCCAAGAUUAUGCAGGAGACCUUCCUUGUACGAGAGAUCAUAGAGUUGCCAGUGACAGAGCGCCACAUAGAACGGGAGCACCUGAUCCAGUUGAAGAAAUGGAAGGAGACCCAUGGGGAGCUGCAGUGCAAAUCCCCUCCACGUUUCCAUGGCGCCAAAGCCAUCAGUGACUCGGAACCUUACCCUCGCAAGGCCUUGGAGCCAUCUCCUUCUAUCAUCCUCCCACCUGACUCGGUUCUCUUGCCCAAGGGCCACAAGAACAAAUUGCCAAAGGGGGACAAGAAACAGGACCAAGGAAAGGGCCACCUGGCCAAUGGGCCCAUCCCUGAAGAGAACGGAACUCAGAGUUUGCUGGAGCCAGAGCCCUCCUCCCUCCACCUGUCAAAGGAGAGCCUCACUUCACAAGAGAGCGAGGACACCUACCUGUAGACAUUACGGCUGCAUAUUCCAGACCUCCCGGCUUGGUCCAAAGUGGCUAGGUCUACAUGGCCCCUGCAGCCAGACUCCUCAGCCAAGGUAGUGGGUGGGUGACUGGGAAGUUGGGGGCAGCUAGUGCCUUGGGGAUACUUGGGAUAAGGUAAGCUAAGGGCUCUUUUCCACAAGUCUUAACAUUAUGCAGCUUGCACCCCAGUGGCCAGCAGGCAGUAGACAAAUACGCUUUGAGUAUCUCAUUAGGAAGAGAGGUACUUGCAGCUGCCCCCUGCUGUUGAGUUCUUCACUGGUGGGAGUCCAGGGUUUGAUUGGCAGUGAAUCAUGCAGAUAACAGAUCACAGUUUUGCCACACACCCACCCACCACAGUCUGAAUGGUGAGAGUAUUGAUGCACAUUCCACAAGGAAUUCUGGGAAUUGGCAGGGGCCGAAUUGCUGGCCAUGUCCACUAAUAUAGGUCUGCUUCUCAGUGGAUAGACCACACAUCCAUUCCUUGACCUCUUGGGCAAGUUUGUCAUUGAAAGUUUCUUUAUUAGAGCAAUCGAGGCUGCUGAAGCUCUCUUAUUCUUGCAUUCCUAUCCCAAUACGUAGGGCAGCAGUGCUGCUCUUAGUUGCUGUUGUUACCUUCCUGGUACCACCCAGGUGAGGUGUCCUCCUGGCUCUUGUUCUUCCAUUUUAGACUCUCCAGGUGAGCCAGUAACACCAUUCCUUCAUCUUACUGGAGGCUUGGUGUUUUGUAUUCCUUGCUUUUAAUUGGACUUGGAAUCCAUUAGGCCUGGAGGACCCCUUGUUUCCUCAGCUGCUUGGGCAUUUCUGCCCUACACGUAGGAACAUUCUAGCUGUUCAACAUCCUUUCACUGAAAUGACCAGUUAAGGUCCUUGUCUCUUGGACAAGCAGCCAGCUGAUUAAUUGAAGAAAGGGCAGGGAACUGAUUAGUGUCACAGCCCUCUGGCCUUGCUUUCUUGCCUGAAGUCUCAAGGGAGCUAUGCUGUAUUGACUUCACAUGCUGGAUGCAUCAGCCCCUUUGUAGGAAUCAUUGUUGCAGGAAUCUGAUAACGUGCACCAUGUUUUGUGUCAGGGCAAGUCAUACUUGAACCGUAUGUAUGUUAGGCUUCAACUUUACAUCCGGUGCUAGGAUUUCUCCAGGAACAGGACAGCCCAUUUACAGGACACUAAAGGAGCUUCCUUUGCCUACCCGCUGCUGGGUGCUGCUCCCCUAAGUCUUCAGAAGGUAGCAGCAGUAUUAAGCUGACCCUUGUUUCCCCAUCCCCUCAGACUAUAUCCUUGAUAAAUGUAAAUCCAAAUCCUGACAGACUGGAGGGAAAUGGUAUCCCUUGCUGCAGCUCGUGAAGCUGUGCUUGCGCCUAAAAGCUGCAGGCUGCUGAUUGUAAAGCUUUGCUGCAAUCCACCUUCCCUCUAGUUCAUUGCAGGCUCAGGUGGGGGCUCCCCAUUUUUGUGAUGGAAGCGGUAACCAACAUUUACACCUCCGAUAUACUGAGUGAAGUCUUGGAGUCUUUUCUUGAGGUUUAUUAAGGAGGCUCAGGAAGAUUGGUUUCCCCCUUGUCUGGCCCCCAUUUAUAGCUGGGAUGAAUAUCUGGAACUGGGAUCGGGGUGGGGCGCAGUAUUGCUUGCUGUUGCCAUUUCUGAUGGCUGCAAUCUGACCACAGGGUGGGGGUGAAAGGAAGCAGGAGACUGUUUUUUCUCCACCUGUUGCCACAUGACAGGUUAUGACUGACAGGUGGUCUCGUGUUUGGGUUCUUUUUAAAAUAAAAAAUCAAUAGUUGUAAUAGUUUUGUACAAAAGGCAAAAUAAACCAGAAUUAUGUAA